Messenger RNA from Diversispora eburnea, 327 nucleotides. The record is from the annotation of a GenBank genome assembly. Lineage: Eukaryota; Fungi; Glomeromycota; Glomeromycetes; Diversisporales; Diversisporaceae.
AUGUAUAGUUUACAUUACAAUGCUCCCCAAGAAGAAGAAGUUAAAGAAUUACUCAAAAAAUUUAAAGAACAUCUGUUCAAGGCAAGAUCAGAAACAAUUAUUAUGAUUGAAUUCAAAUGUUCAUAUACCACAUUCUCAUCAACAGGCUCCAAUGGUAAACUUAACAUGAUCUUUGAUAGAAUUAAGAAAUUGAAUAAAGGUGAAAAACAUUUAAAAAUUACUUGUGAUAAUGCUGAAGAACAAAAUAAAAAUAAUGUAACUGUUUGGUUUUGUUUAUAUUAUGAAAGUGUUGAAAUGGGUCAACCCCAAAUCAAGAACUUCAUAUAA